CCGGUAUAAAGCGCGGGGCUCGCGCGGCGGGAGCGCGUGGAUGAAGUAGAACCCCGCGUGCUGCAGGACCAUGGAGAGCUCCGUAUGGACGCGGGCGGCCGCGUGCGCCCUGCUGCUGCUUAUCUCGUGCGCUGCAGAAACCCGACAGCAGGACCAAGACCAGUACCCGGAUCAGGACCCGGACCGGGACACCCGAGCCCUGAGAGACUUCUAUCCCAAAGACCCGAACCUCACCAACCAGAAGGAGCUGCUCGGUGCUCUGCAGGAGGUUCUGGAGAAGUUGCAGAGUAAACGAAUCUCACUCUGGGAGAAGAAGUUCGGACGGGUUCCCACGUGUGACGUUGGUGAGCAGUGUGCCAUCAGAAAAGGAGCUCGGAUCGGGAAGAUGUGCGACUGUCCUCGAGGAGCCGUCUGUAACUUCUUUCUUCUGAAGUGCUUGUAAUGGUCAUCAUCCACUGGAGUCAAUUUCACAUCUAGAACUCCACCCACAUUUCUACUGCCAGUCCUUUUUUCAUGCCUACAUGGACACGUGUUGUCAUGAAUGGUUGAAUGUGAACAAUUGUUACAGUUCUUUGCUGCUUUUGAUGUAUACAUGUAAGUAAAUCUGAAUAAAGUGUGUUAAAUCUUGUUUUCUAA
This is a messenger RNA of Astyanax mexicanus (Mexican tetra), 636 nucleotides long. RefSeq names its product cocaine- and amphetamine-regulated transcript protein (gene cart3). Gene Ontology annotation, biological process: positive regulation of MAPK cascade; adult feeding behavior; negative regulation of appetite. The coding region runs from base 71 to 442 and encodes 123 amino acids. The transcript is spliced from 3 exons. Gene Ontology annotation, molecular function: neuropeptide hormone activity. Lineage: Eukaryota; Metazoa; Chordata; Actinopteri; Characiformes; Acestrorhamphidae. The record is from RefSeq and is a predicted model, not a curated record.